Ceratosolen solmsi marchali is the source of this 1891-nucleotide messenger RNA. RefSeq names its product Vacuolar protein sorting 37A (gene Vsp37A). The record is from RefSeq and is a predicted model, not a curated record. Gene Ontology annotation, cellular component: ESCRT I complex. The transcript has 5 exons. Gene Ontology annotation, biological process: protein targeting to vacuole; ubiquitin-dependent protein catabolic process via the multivesicular body sorting pathway; protein targeting to membrane. Lineage: Eukaryota; Metazoa; Arthropoda; Insecta; Hymenoptera; Agaonidae.
UAUUUUCCAACACACGCAGGGCCCCUGCGAUCUUGUGGUUGUGCGUUUUUGUGCAUUGGUGCGCGUAUGAUUCAAUCGGUUGCCUCGCUUCCUUUCGCGUACGUCGCCUUGGCGUUUUCGAGUACGCGCGAGACGACGACGAGCUUCACGAGGGAUUAUACCAGAGCCAGGGUCCUCAAGACAUAUUACCUUCCGCGGCGAAUGAGUUAUUCAAAAUUUAGGCAUUUAAAUGUUAUCGCGAAUAUUCCGUGGGGAAAAUGAAAACGCCGCCGUUAAGAGAAAACGUCAGAUUGACACGCUGAAGAUCUUUAACGACAAUGUUUUAGAAUUACGAGAAGAUGUCGAGUAUCAAGUGCAAUUUGAUUCCAGAGAUAAACGUAUGGCUAUUAUGGUCUCGCUGUCUCCAGAAUUUCCACUGGAAAAGCCAGUACUUAGAGUUUCACCUCCAAUAAUACAUAAAUGGUGUAACGAACAUAGCGAAAUUACUAGUGCUCCAGGAUUAUUAAACUUUACAGUGCAUAGUGAUCUUGGGCGUGUUGUACAAGCUAUAAUACGAGAAUUUAGUAAAAAUCCACCACAAUUUGUAGAAGACAACUCUCCAGUAUCAAACAUACCACUUAGAGGUAUUUAAAUCAGCUUAUUUCUUUAUAAAAUUGCUUUAUAUUUGCAUUUAUUGCUUUCUUAUAUUUGGAAACCACAGGACCUUGCAUUGGGAUCCUACAAUAGUUAUUACAACACUUCGUACCAACCGUUCUCUUCGUCUGAUGCCACAUCAAGCAUUUAUAAUUACAAUUACACAACCGCUGAAAAUACAUAUAAUGUAAACGAUCAAUCAAGAUCUAAACAAUACACUUCAACGGGAUCGUAUAUGCCAAAUACGUCAAACUCUGUUCAAUUCACCACGACAAAUGCUCAACAAUAUUCAAGUUCUGGCACAAAUGCUUAUACGAAUUUACAUUAUGUAAACGCUAAUGCGGGACCGUCGAUGCAAAAUCAACAAGUGCAGUACAAGAGCAGUAAUACACAUUGUUCUGAAUUUCCUGAGUUAGAUAGUAUGACGAACGAGGAGCUAAUAAAACUGAGCGAAGAUGAGGAUAAAAUGGACGAAUUCUUAGAAAAACAUUCAAAAUUAAAGGAGAUCGACUCUGCAGUCGAAGAUACUAUUGAUUGGGUAGAAAAACUAGCAACAAUAAAUUUGUCCAGGGAGCAGGAAAUCCAGGAGGUGCGCGAAGAGGUGGCCGAUAGAGUCCAAACGGUCGAAGCUCUAAAGGCUCGUUACGACAGGCUUAUCCAGCGCUACAAUAAACUAUCGGAGGUAUUUGCACCAGAGCACAUUAGAGAUUGUUUAAAAGCAGCCGCGGAUGAUAGUCAGGAACAAAGUGAGAAGAUAGCGCAAGAUUUUCUAAAUCGUAAGAUCGACGUUGAGCGCUUCCUCAGCACGUACGUCGAGUGCAGGAAACUCGGUCAAGCGAGGCGAACCAAGGAAGAGAAGUUGGCGCAUCAGCUCAAUGAGCUUAAGAGAGCUAACUAUUAAUCUAAUAAAUUCUUUUUUGAUCGUUUCUUUUCUGUAAAAGACAAAAACAAAUCAGGAAAAAGGGAAAGCGUUAUUGUACGCGCUUAUAACCUGAACCUCCUUUUACUUGUUUGCAAGGACCAUUAAGUCAUUAUUUUCUUUGCUUUGUUUUCUUGUAGAUAUUGUGAGUUAGAAAUAAAAGCUUUAAUAAAUAAUUGUACAAUGAAGGACUUCUUAAUUGAUAAUGACCAAAAUUGCAUUUGUAUCAUUUUAAUUAAGCCAACAUUCAUAACAGUUUCAAUUUAUUUUCAAAAUUUCGUACUUAAUAAACAAUCCACGAAAAUGUUGUAUGAUUUUAUUUAAAUUCAAUUAAAAGAU